AUGGGAUCCUCAGCAGACACAAAGCGGCCCGGCCACAAACAUGGCACGGCAGGGGAGUCAUCCGUGGAUUCGCAAGGACCUCUACUGGCACGCACCGUGACCUUCGACGGAAACAUCCAGACCUCUCCCCCAACAGCGCGCACACUGUCGCGCAUCUCGACAACCUCUUUUGCCGAGUAUAAAGUGUACAAACGCCGCUUCUUCGGCCUAGCCCAGCUCGUGCUGCUGAACAUCGUGGUAUCAUGGGACUGGCUCGCCUUUGCAUCGGUCUCAUCCACAUCAGCGCAGUACUUCGGUACGAGCGAGACCAACAUCAACUGGGUCUCGACGGCAUUUCUGUUCGCAUUCUGCGUGACCACGCCAGCGACCUUUCUCAUCUUGCAUCGGUACGGUCCACGCGUUGCCAUCAUUGUGGCCGCCGCGCUCCUCCUGGUCGGGAACUGGGUCAAGUACGGUGCAACUAAGGCCAACAAUUUCGCCGGCGUCAUGGUCGGCCAGCUGAUCAUCGGCUUCGCACAGCCGUUCGUCCUGUCGUCGCCCACGAGCUACAGCAAUCUCUGGUUCAGUCCUGCCGGCCGCACCACUGCGACUGCAGUGGCCUCGUUGGCAAAUCCGUUCGGCGCAGCCUUGGGCCAGCUCAUCUCGCCGUUCUGGGCAGAAAGCCCGGAUGAUAUUCCCAACAUGAUUCUCUACAUUGCGAUCAUCUCCUCCGUGGCAUGUGUACCAGCCUUCUUCAUACCGGCUAGACCACCCACGCCGCCCUCGGCCGGCGCUGUUAUGGAUCAUAUGGACCGCACAUCUUUGCGGCAUGACUUGCACACGUUGACUCGCUCGGUCGAGUUUUAUCUUAUUUCCAUCCCGUUCAUGGUGUAUGUGGGGUUCUUCAACGCUUUUUCAACCUUGCUCAACCAGAUCCUCGAGCCAUACGGAUUUAGCGAGACCAACGCAGGCAUCUCGGGUGCGAUAUUGAUUGUUGUCGGGCUGGUCUGCGCCGCCAUCUCCUCGCCCAUCAUCGACAAAUACAAGUUCUACCUCGGCUAUAUCAAGCUGGCCAUCCUCUUCAUUGGAAUACCAUAUCUGAUCUUCGUCUGGGCACCACAGUCACGCUCACUUGCGUAUGUCGACAUCAUCUGCGCUGUCCUCGGCGCUGCCAGCUUCGGUCUCCUCCCUGUCGCUCUCGAAUUCCUCGUCGAAAUCCAUUACCCGGUCGGCCCGGAGCUGGGAAGCAGUCUGUGCUGGUGCGGCGGACAGCUGCUGGGCGGUAUUUUCAUUGUGAUCAUGGAUGCGCUCAAGGCGUCUAGCGAUGCACACCCCCCACGAAACAUGAAGAAUGCCCUCAUCUUUCAAGCCGUCGUGGCUAUGAUCGUUAUGCCGUUUGCGCUAUCUCUUGGCUUGUUUGGUCGUCAGUCUCAUGUGCGGAAUCGAAGACUUGAAAUCGAUCGCAGCGCGCCUGAGCACGGUGUUCAGGUCUACGAUGAGAAUGAGAACGGAAAUGUUGGCUAG
Messenger RNA from Capronia coronata CBS 617.96, 1503 nucleotides. RefSeq lists its product as uncharacterized. The transcript has a single exon. Bases 1 to 1503 code for a protein of 500 amino acids. NCBI's taxonomy places the organism in Eukaryota, Fungi, Ascomycota, Eurotiomycetes, Chaetothyriales, Herpotrichiellaceae. Gene Ontology annotation, cellular component: membrane. Gene Ontology annotation, biological process: transmembrane transport. Gene Ontology annotation, molecular function: transmembrane transporter activity. The record is from RefSeq and is a predicted model, not a curated record.